Messenger RNA from Mesorhabditis belari, 441 nucleotides. NCBI's taxonomy places the organism in Eukaryota, Metazoa, Nematoda, Chromadorea, Rhabditida, Rhabditidae. The record is from the annotation of a GenBank genome assembly.
AUGCUGAAAUUGGUUGUCUUUUGCGUGUGUGUGAUUGUUUUUGUAACAGCACAUGGUGAUGGGGAAAAGGGAAAACGACAUCACCGACACGAAUGGUUCACGAAAUUCCUCGCCACUUUGCCCGAGGAUCAGCGCAAACAAGUCGAGGAGAUCAAGAGCAGCACGCCGGAUCGCAAGGAGCGUCGCGAGAAGCUACACAAAUUCUUUGAGAGUCUCCCUGCCGACAAACGACCACACUUUCCGCAACCGAAAUUCGUCGAGAAGUUGCCCGCUGAUAUUCAAGCUAAAAUCAAAGCCGUUCACGAGGAUCGAUCAAUCCAAUUCAGGGAUCGAUUCAAGAAGAUUCGGGAAAUUCUGGACUCGUUGCCUGAGGAUUUAAAGAAAUUAGUCCCUCAGCGUGGACCCUUUAAACAUGGUCACGUUGAGAGCAGCGAAGAGAAC